CGUGCGCAUUGCGGUUUGCUGAAGAGCACCAGCCUUCUUCAGUUCUUCCCCAAGUUCGGUAAAUAACUCGUGUAUUUUUCCAUGCCGCAAGCAGGAAAUCGCGAUGUGCUACAAAACGAUAAUUACUUUACUCGCGUCCAUGGUGACCUUGUCACUGUUGGUGAAUGCGCAAAAUCGGCUGCCGCCAAUUCAAACAUAUCAACCACAACCACAACAACAGCAGCAGCCGCAACGUCAUAACGAUAUUAUUGACGAAUCUGUGACGCGUAUAGAAAACGAUGAGUUUGAGGUGGAUAUAAUUGUGAGACGAAAAAGCAAUUCAGCACGACCGAGUGUGAGUUUUCAACAAACACUCACGACCACCUCCAAUACGAAUCGCAUUGUGAACGAGGCUAAAAUCGUAUUUCCAAGCAAUACCGACCAGCAGCAAAGUGAAAGCCGCCGGCAAGAGUACGAAUUUAAUGGGCGUGAGCGUGAACGUGAACGUGAGCGCGAGUUCCUACCCGAAAGGGAUAAUGUACGCCGGGCGGAUAAUCAGCAGGAACGUAGAAAACAAGUACAAGAAAGUGAGCGUAAUCGUGUGCAAAGCUUUGUGGGUGAAUCAAAGAGAAAUGCCGACUACUUUGAGCAAGAAUUGAAACGCAGGAGAGAAAAUGAACUUGAUUUUGAACGUAAUCGACCGUUUAAUGGUGAUCAAGCACGACUUAGUGAUCGUGAUCGGGAUCAUGAACGUGGUGAUAGUGGUGUACGCGAACAGGAAGUGCCUAAUCGUGAGCGUCUUCAAACCAGCGAAAAUUCACAAAAUCAAGAGAUAACUCAACAAAGGCCAGAAGGGGAAAACCGUCGUCUGUGUGAAGUAAAAUACAAUGAAUAUAUUGCACGCAUAUUUCGCAAUGACGAAGAUACUUCGGCGGACGCAAACGACUCUGAAUUCGAUGGACGCGUAUUGGCAACACCCGGUGAAUACCCGCACAUGACAGCCCUGGGCUUUGAGAGAGAUGACAAAACUUACGAUUAUAAAUGCGGUGGAAGUUUAAUAAGUGAAUAUUUCGUUAUAACAGCAGCGCAUUGUACAAAUAUAACGAGCGAAGUACCCACAAUAGCACGUAUUGGCGAAACGAAUUUGAUGGUGAAUAAGGAUAAUCCAGGACCACAAAUAUUUGGCAUAAGCAGCAUAUACACACAUCCACGCUAUGAUGGGGUGACCUACUACAAUGACAUAGCCUUAUUGCUGUUGAAUGGGAGCGUGGAAUUCACGGAAUUCGUGCGUCCCAUAAGAUUGUGGACACAGUCCGACCUGCCGCUCGCCACAGCCUUCGCCAUGGGCUAUGGCGCCACCUCAUUCGCACGCGCACCCACACAACGACUCACCGAUUUCAAUUUGACAAUCGUUGGCAACGAUGACUGCAAUCGGCGGCUGCCACAGUUGGAUGAAGUGCCACGUGGCAUAAUUGAGAGUCAAGUUUGUGCACAGGAUUUUGUAAUGCAACGCGACACCUGUCAGGGCGACUCCGGCGGUCCAUUGCAGUACAAUAUCAGAGGCAAACGGCGCAGGAAGCGCAUACAUUACCAUUUGAGUGGCAUCACCUCGUUUGGUUUGCUUUGCCGCAGCCAAAACCCAGGGGUCUACACACGUAUCUACUCAUUUCUAGAUUGGAUUGAGCACACGGUUUGGGGCAAUUAUGGGCACUGAAGCGGAUUUUCAGAACAAAGUAAUUAAGAGUUUAAAUUAGCGGAAAUAUGAUAUG
Ceratitis capitata (Mediterranean fruit fly) is the source of this 1748-nucleotide messenger RNA. RefSeq names its product plasma kallikrein. Gene Ontology annotation, molecular function: serine-type endopeptidase activity. The coding region runs from base 104 to 1693 and encodes 529 amino acids. The transcript is spliced from 6 exons. Gene Ontology annotation, biological process: proteolysis. The record is from RefSeq and is a predicted model, not a curated record. NCBI's taxonomy places the organism in Eukaryota, Metazoa, Arthropoda, Insecta, Diptera, Tephritidae.